AUGUGGUAUGCCAGACUUGCCUUUGCCGCCUUCUUGGCGUUCGCACUGCUCGGCAUAGUAUCGGCACAUGACGAUGUCUCGGGCGCUGUUCCUGAUCCGUCUCCAACAGUGCAUAUCUGCGACGAUCCCACGACUACCCCACCUACAAGUCGUACUUCUGAACUAAAACAAGUGCUAACACUCAACGAAAAUGAAGAAAAUAUUUCCUUUAUGUGCACCUCAUCGCAAGGCAAAACAGCGGACCUGUUGCCGGACGCACAAGGCGAGCAUAUCUUCGAUAAUGAAUCGUGCACCCAUACGCUCAAAUUGCAAGACUUGUUUCCUAACGCCACCCUGAAGACACCACAGCCGCAUCCAAAACCGGGUAGCACUGAGCCAGUCUACACACUCAAUGUGCCAUUACAGAACCGCACGAGCCGUGACAUUUGGUACAAGUGCGUCAUCAAAGACAAAGGGAUCGAGCACGACGGUGGCAGAUCUCUCGAUCUACAAAAGCAGGGCAAGGAAUGCAAAAUCAAGAUCACUGUCCGAGCGACACCGAAUCAAGAGCAGACAAGACCUGAACAAGAAAUCCCGCAGAACGGCGACCAGACAGGACCGAAAGUCACAGAGUGUCCGGCCGAUUCCGUUACGGCACGUGUAGCCCCGGGCACUCCAUUCAAGUUCAAAUGUGGGGGUGGAAUGGUGUUGAAGCCAGAAUCCGCCAAUGAAGUCUUCGACGACACAGACGGGCACUGCAAGAAGUCGGUUGCUUUGACAAGUCUCGUCCCGGGGGCUUCUCUGGAGCGUCCGGACGCAGGCAAACUUGAGAGUGUCUACACGCUUAGUUAUACAGCAGCCCCGGAGAACGACACCGCCCUCUGCUACAGGUGUGUGAAGCCGACCAAUUCAUCGCAUGGCACCCGCUUGAGAUCCACGGACAACGAAACGAAAGAGGAGCAGUGUCUCCUCAAACUCUCGAUUCGUGGGUCAUCAGGGGCGUUGCCCUCUGCUGCCCUCAUGAGCGAAGCUGCAGCCUUAGCGCUGGGUGGCACGGUUCUCGCCGUCGCCUAUGAAUAUUAG
This is a messenger RNA of Besnoitia besnoiti, 1062 nucleotides long. RefSeq lists its product as uncharacterized. The transcript has a single exon. The record is from RefSeq and is a predicted model, not a curated record. NCBI's taxonomy places the organism in Eukaryota, Apicomplexa, Conoidasida, Eucoccidiorida, Sarcocystidae. Bases 1 to 1062 code for a protein of 353 amino acids. Gene Ontology annotation, cellular component: membrane.